Danaus plexippus (monarch butterfly) is the source of this 2373-nucleotide messenger RNA. RefSeq names its product histone acetyltransferase type B catalytic subunit (gene Hat1). NCBI's taxonomy places the organism in Eukaryota, Metazoa, Arthropoda, Insecta, Lepidoptera, Nymphalidae. The transcript has 9 exons. Gene Ontology annotation, molecular function: histone binding; histone H4 acetyltransferase activity. The record is from RefSeq and is a predicted model, not a curated record. Bases 150 to 1364 code for a protein of 404 amino acids. Gene Ontology annotation, biological process: subtelomeric heterochromatin formation. Gene Ontology annotation, cellular component: nucleus.
UGUCAGUUCUUACUUCUUACUCGAUAUCGAAGUAUUUAAAACGAGUAAUAACUCUUUUAAACAGUCGAGUACUUGAUUAACGGUUUUGAUUAGACUUCUUAUUUCGAUUGCUGUGUGUUUGGUUUCCUAAUAUUCUACUUAAUUCAGAAAUGGCCGAGACACUAGAACAUUUGGUUGUAGACGGCAACGAGGUGCUAGAAAUAAAAUUAGUUAGGUCUGCAGAUGAUAUAGAAGACGAGCAGACAACAUUCGGUCCUGAGAUGUGCCAUCAAGUUUUUGGCGAAAACGAAAAUAUUUUUGGUUACACAGAUUUACAAAUUAAACUCUAUUACAGCGCUGCCAGUCUUCAGACAUAUCUCGGCAUCUCAUAUUCUGAUAAGAUAGAUCCAAAAAAAACAGGAGGUUUGAAGGCUGAUGAUAUUGAGGAAGCAUUGAAAAAAGUAUUGGCACCCGGUUAUGUGACAAAUUUAGAUGUAUUUGUUUCAAUGUUAGAAAAAGAUAAAAACUUCACACCACAUGGCAAGCUUAUCCAUACAUUUUCAACAAUACCUUGUGACGGCUGUGAAUCUAGAACGUUUGAAGUUUACUAUUCAGAGGUCACAACCCCCGGCUUCCUGUCGUUCCACGAACGAAUACAAACAUUCUUAUUGUGGUAUGUUGAUGGCGCGUCCUUCAUUAAUGUGGAUGAUGACCAAUGGACGUUCUUUACUGUUUUUGAGAAGUGUCGUAAUAGUGUGGGUGAAUAUCGUUACUCAGUGGCCGCCUAUACGACAGUAUUCAGAUACUAUGCCUACCCUAACAACGUUAGACCAAGGGUGUCCCAAGUGCUGACAUUGCCACCGUUCCGCAAGAUGGGGAUAUGCGCUAAUUUGCUACAGGCCAUCUACUCGCAUUUCAUAGCACAGCCGGAGGUAGUCGACAUAACAGUUGAAGAUCCAUCGGAAAGUUUCCAAAGAAUACGAGAUUUUGUUGAUGUUAAGAAUUGUGAAUCGUUACCCGCAUUCCAACCUUUGAAACUUUUACAAGGUUUCUCUCCAGAAAUGAUAAAUCAGGCUCGUAGCAAGUUUAAAAUUAACAAGAAACAGGCUCGUAGAGUGUAUGAGAUACUCCGUUUGAAGAACACUAACACAUCAGACAAGACAGCUUAUCUAACUUACAGACUGGAUGUUAAGAAUAGGUUGAACGCACCUUUUCAGAAAAAAAAGCUUGAAUUGAAAAAGCUCCAGAAGUUUUUAAAACCGGAGGAGUUUAUAGCUUCGGCGAAUGCCAGCGGGGCCGCGGAAACUCAUGCGCGUUUAGCGGCACACUACCGAGCGCUAGAAGACGAAUACCGCGCCGUACUGCAUAGAUUAGAAUUACAGUGAUUUUUUAAAUUUAUAUAUUAAAUUCGUAAUAAAUAUGGCGGCCUGUCACCGUAACAUUAAUGUCAUCUCCGGAUUAAAAGAUUGGUAUUAAAAUAACUUAGAUACAUGUGGUAUACACUGUUAUUACGAGUUUACUCAGGCAGACUGCACACGGGGCGAUGACGAACGGUUAAAUAAACGCUUCGUGUGUAGUUUGGCAUCGAAAUUUUUGGUAAGGAUAAAUAAUAGUUAGUUGAUAUACGAAUCUUCCGUCAAUGAUUUUUAUAGAUAAAGUGUGUUUGUUGAUCAAUCUGUUUUAGUCUGGCUCUUUAAAAAUAUAUAUUAAGGUUUUUUUACAUACAGUUUGCGUUAUUAUUAGAAUUUUACCAUAUCUCUGUGAGUAUCAAUAAUGUUUUAUUGAUAAUAUCUCUCAUAUUAAAUAUAAUUUAAAGUGGAUAGUUAAUUGAAUAUGAAGGUUGUCAGAUUAACUUGAAAACUGUCCUUUGUUUAUUUUUUUGUAAUGUUUAAAUAGAAACCGUAAAGCAAGAGAGAUAUCUGUGAAUUGUCUUUUUUUAUUUUGUUUAACACAUUGUUUAAGCGGUUACGUAUUUAUGAUGAAAAUUUGCAAUAAAUUAAUUUUGUCUCAAAAUUAUAUAACUGUAAAUUUCACACUGCCAAUUUUUAAUGGGAAGGAUACUAGUAAUUUGUGUUCAAUAACAGUGAAUGUAUCUCAACUUUAAUGUUAAUUUAUUAUAGAAUUUUUUUUUUCAGUUUCAUUUUUAUUUAUGUGAUUAUUAAAUGUAAAUAUUUGAGAUGCAAUUGGUUUAACCAUGAGUCGCGACUGAAUUUAUUGGUUUCUAAGUAUAUAUUUAUGAUUUUAAUUUCAGGUUUUGAACCAUAUAUGUUAAGUGAUUUAUCAUUUGUGAAACAGUGCCUUAAAUUCCUCUCGCCCGGAUACUAACAUUUCUUUUACAUGUUCUUGUGAUUAUCAAAUUUGGAUGUUUGUCAAAAUUAAAAUAAGUAUUUUUUA